Messenger RNA from Phyllostomus discolor (pale spear-nosed bat), 2850 nucleotides. RefSeq names its product potassium voltage-gated channel modifier subfamily S member 1 (gene KCNS1). The transcript is spliced from 2 exons. Gene Ontology annotation, cellular component: membrane; voltage-gated potassium channel complex. The record is from RefSeq and is a predicted model, not a curated record. Gene Ontology annotation, biological process: protein homooligomerization; regulation of delayed rectifier potassium channel activity; potassium ion transmembrane transport. The coding region runs from base 16 to 1524 and encodes 502 amino acids. Gene Ontology annotation, molecular function: delayed rectifier potassium channel activity; protein binding. NCBI's taxonomy places the organism in Eukaryota, Metazoa, Chordata, Mammalia, Chiroptera, Phyllostomidae.
CGGCGCGCGGAAACCAUGGUGAGCGAGUCCCCUGGUCGCGGCGCCAGGGUCCCCUGGAGGCGAAGCGACGAGGCUCUGCGCGUGAACGUCGGCGGCGUGCGACGGCGGCUGAGCGCGCGCGCCCUGGCGCGCUUCCCGGGCACGCGGUUGGGCCGCCUGCAGGCCGCGGCAUCGGAGGAGCAGGCGCGGCGCCUGUGCGACGACUACGACUCGGCGGCGCGGGAGUUCUACUUCGACCGGCACCCCGGCUUUUUCCUGGGACUGCUGCACUUCUACCGCACCGGCCACCUGCACGUGCUCGACGAACUGUGCGUCUUCGCCUUCGGCCAAGAGGCCGACUACUGGGGCCUGGGGGAGAGCGCGCUGGCCACGUGCUGCCGCGCGCGCUACCUGGAGCGGCGCGUGGCGCGGCCGCGCGCCUGGGACGAGGAUAGCGACGCGCCGAGCAGCGUGGACCCGAGCCCCGGGGAGAUCUCCGACGUGCAGCGCGAGCUGGCGCGCUACGGCGCCGCGCGUUGCGGCCGCCUGCGCCGCCGUCUCUGGCUCACCAUGGAGAAUCCGGGCUACUCGCUGCCCAGCAAGCUAUUCAGCUGCGUCUCCAUCGGCGUGGUGCUAGCCUCUAUCGCCGCCAUGUGCAUCCACAGCCUGCCCGAGUACCAGGCCCGCGAGGCGGCCGCCGCCGUGGCUGCGGUGGCCGCGGGUCGCAACCCAGAAGACGUUCGCGACGACCCGGUGCUGAGGCGCCUCGAGUACUUCUGCAUCGCCUGGUUCAGCUUCGAGGUGUCGUCGCGCCUCCUGCUGGCGCCCAGCACGCGUAACUUCUUCUGCCACCCGCUUAACCUCAUCGACAUUGUGUCUGUGCUGCCUUUCUAUCUCACGCUGGUGGCCGGUGCCGCGCUCGGCCACCAGGGAGGUGCGGGCGGCGAGGACCUCGGCGACCUGGGCAAGGUGGUGCAGGUGUUCCGCCUCAUGCGCAUCUUCCGAGUGCUCAAGUUGGCGCGCCACUCCACGGGGCUGCGCUCGCUGGGCGCCACGCUCAAGCACAGCUACCGCGAGGUGGGCAUCUUGCUGCUGUACCUGGCCGUGGGGGUGUCCGUGUUCUCCGGUGUGGCCUACACCGCCGAGAAGGAGGAGGACUCGGGCUUUGACACCAUCCCUGCCUGCUGGUGGUGGGGCACAGUGAGCAUGACCACUGUGGGCUACGGGGACGUGGUGCCGGUGACCGUGGCUGGCAAGCUGGCAGCCUCGGGCUGUAUCCUGGGGGGCAUCCUGGUGGUGGCGCUCCCCAUCACCAUCAUCUUCAACAAGUUCUCUCACUUCUACCGGCGCCAGAAGGCUCUGGAAGCUGCGGUGCGCAACAGCGGCCACCAGGAGUUUGAAGACUUGCUGAGCAGCAUUGAUGGGGUGUCGGAGGGGUCUCUGGAAACGUCCCGCGAGACCUCCCAUGAGACCUCCCAGGAGGGAAGGUCUACAGACCUGGAGGCCCCGGUCCCCAGUGGGCCUCCAGACUCUCAGAUUUACUAAAACCAGGGCUUCACACCCCCUUCCCACACCUCUGCAGCCAGCUACAACACAGCAGAGAGCGUCCCCUGCUGAAGUUCUUCGUGGUCACAUACCCGCUCAGGGUCACUCACCCUAGCUGAGAAGUGACACCCAGAGGCUGGGUCCCUGCCCCCAAAGGCUCAGGGCAGGAUGGUGUUCCCCUAGAUUCUGUGAGCCGGGAGAGCAACCCAGCGACCUCCGAGCCAUCGGGGAAGCAGCAUGAGCCACAGGGAGGAAGUCGGAAGGGUGCUAACCAUUCCCGAACACCCGCUGUCUAUCAGCCGGGUCACGUUUGGCCUUGCAUUGGAGGAUGAGAAUUAUCCCCAUUUCACGGAUGAGGAAACCGAGGCUCAGGGAGGUACAGUGAGUUGCCCAAAUGUUACACAACUAGUAGUAGAGUCGAGUUGGGAAUCCAUGCUUAUUUGUCUGCUGAAACAGUGUUUCUUCCACCCUGUCUUCUGCCCUCGUGCAGUUUGCAUGGAAUCUUAGUGGGUUCAUGGGUCCCCAGAGCUGACCCAUAGAGUUAGAGCCCUCUGUCAGAGCUAGGGAAGGGACCAGACAGGACUCAGAUGUAGGAGCCCUGGACCUCAGCUGCGGUCCUUUCCAGGAGCUUCCUCAAGGAGUCAGCUCUCUAAGAUGGGGGCGGGAAGGAAGAGGGAGCCGUCUCCUUGGCUGACAUGCGCAGCACUAGCUGAAGCUUCCUUCCCCGGGCUGGCCCAAGGCCUGAGGUCCAGACCCAGCUAUGCCAGAACCUGAUGUGUGAGGCGGGCAAGCCCCUGCCCCAUGUCCAGGUUUCAGCCCACCUGUCGGAUGGCCACCCUCUGGGCCCAGAGAGAGGUGGGAGCCCAGUGGGACGGGAGGCACUGAUUCCAAGCCAGCCUGGCUCAGCAGUGUUGGUGGCAAGCAGCUGCCAGGUGGGGACACCCAUCCCCACACCCCCCACCCCAACUGUGGCAGUUCCCGUCUGCCCGCCCUGCAGACCUCUGGCCGUACCUUGAGUUACCACCCCGGCAAACGCUUGAGGCUCCUGUCCCUUUCAGCAAGCUCCAGCCCCCUCAUCCUUGCUGGGGGCUUGUCUCUUAUGCUCGCCUAUUGAAUCCUCUCCACUUGCAGAAAAGUCGGGAGGCAAAGGGUUCCCUUAGCCCUUUCACACUGAUGCCGGAACCUCCAUCACUAUACCCUCAUUGCCGGGCCGUGACUCCGUCUGCCCCAGCACACUGAGCUUUAAGACGGAGCACGGUGUCCAGUUGAACCUGAACUUGGAGCGGAGUAGGCGGUUAGGGAACGCUGAGUGGAUCAAGCGAUUCG